This is a messenger RNA of Chelmon rostratus (copperband butterflyfish), 5642 nucleotides long. RefSeq names its product terminal nucleotidyltransferase 5C (gene tent5c). Gene Ontology annotation, biological process: mRNA stabilization. Lineage: Eukaryota; Metazoa; Chordata; Actinopteri; Chaetodontiformes; Chaetodontidae. The transcript has 2 exons. Bases 156 to 1307 code for a protein of 383 amino acids. Gene Ontology annotation, molecular function: RNA binding; poly(A) RNA polymerase activity. The record is from RefSeq and is a predicted model, not a curated record.
AUCAACUUCUCAGCGGUAGCGUCGCAUGUGUGUGUCUUUCAGCCAGUGGAUUAUGUGGAAGUGUCUGCACGGAGAGCAAAUUAACAUCUUCUUUAUCUGCCUUUGAAUGCUUCCCGAGCACGCCUUUGGAAAUUUGAUCUGAACUUUGUGAGGAAAUGGAUAACAAAGAGGAAUCAAAGAGCUGUUCUGACAGCAUACUGACCUGGGAGCAGGUGAGCCGACUGAAUGAAGUUCUCACCGAGGUUGUGCCUGUGCAUGGACGGGGGAACUUCCCUACCUUAGAGGUGCGGCUGAAAGACAUUGUGGCGCGGGUGCGCUCCCGCCUGGAACUGAGCGGCAUCACAGUGAAAGACAUACGCCUCAAUGGCUCCACGGCCAGCCACGUACUGGUGCAGGAUCUUGGUUGGAGCUACAAGGAUCUGGAUGUCAUCUUCAGGGUGAACCUGCCGCAUGAGGCAGAGUUCCGCCUCAGUAAGGACGUGGUGCUGGGUACCCUGCUGGACUUUCUGCCUGAGGGUGUGAACAAAGAGAAAAUUACACCCAUGACUCUCAAAGAGGCGUACGUCCAGAAACUGGUGAAGGUCAACACAGAGCAGGACCGCUGGAGCCUCAUCUCCCUCUCCAACAAUAAUGGCCGCAAUGUGGAGCUGAAGUUUGUGGACUCAAUACGCCGGCAGUUUGAGUUCAGCGUGGACUCCUUUCAGAUUGUGCUGGACUCCAUGCUUGCUUACUACAAGCUGGAACAGCCGCCCAUGUCACAGGCCUUUCACCCCGUUGUGAAGGGGGAGAGCAUGUACGGGGACUUCAGCAUGGCACUCAGCCACCUGCGGAACAAGCUCAUUGCCACCAAGCGGCCUGAGGAGAUCCGAGGUGGCGGCCUGCUGAAAUACUGCAACCUGCUGGUGCGGGACUUCCGGCCUGCCAGCGAGGAGGAGUUCAAGGGCUUGGAGCGGUACAUGUGUUCUCGCUUCUUCAUCGACUUCCCCGACAUUGGUGAGCAGCAGCGCAAGGUGGAGGCCUACCUCCAGAGCCACUUCAUCGGUGAGGAGAAGAGCAAGUACGACUACCUCAUGAUCCUGCGGCGAGUGGUCAACGAGAGCACGGUGUGCCUCAUGGGCCACGAGCGGCGGCAGACCCUCCACCUCAUCUCACUGAUGGCCUUCCGAGUGCUGGCAGAGCAGAAUGCUAUCCCAGAUGCAUCCUGCGUCACCUGCUACUAUCAGCCAGCGCCUUAUGUCCGAGACCACAACUUCAGCAACUACUAUGUGGCUAACCAGAACAUUCCAACAUGGCUGCCAUGUAACUGACAGGACAAGAGUUGAAGGAUGACAAGAGGACACUGCUGCUGCUGCUUUAGAGGAGAAGAGAGAGAAUAAAAAAAAAAAAAAAACUUCCCCCCCCCCCCCCCCCCCCCCAAAAAAAAAAAUAUGAUUAUUGAGGCAAUAAAUGCAAUGUUCCUCUCAAGGCUCAAUUAUAUUUAAGUGGACAAGUGUUUUGCUUUGUUUUUUUUGAAUCCUUUCUCAUUCCUUAUCUACAGAGUUGUCGAGGUCAUUGAAUAGAAAGUGAUAUUUUUAAGUGUUAAGUUUUUUUUUUUCUCAAUGUUUGGUUGUUUCCCUGUUUAUCAACCUUAUUCUUAAUGGAGUUGUGUUUUGUGCCUUGCCUCCAGGUUUACCCCCCAAUAAUUUAGUAUGGGCUAUUAUUUUGAAAGGGGAAAAAGAAAAUGUUAUAGCCUUAAAUUUGGUUUUGUCCUGUGAUUAAAAAUGUGAAAAGGCAGAAAAAAAAACUGAAAAUAUUGAAAAAUAGUAUUAUUGGGAAAGAGGUAAUAAUAAUAAUCAAGGUGAUGGCCAAAAAAAAAGCUGAGCACCAGUGUUAAAGUUAAAAAAGUUUAUUUCACUGGGGAGGGAAGAAAGGUGGUACACUAAUAACUUAGUUCACAUCAGAAAUGAAGGGAAGCAGGUAGAGUCAAUUUGUUUUAAAUUCAUUUUGACAUGUAAAUAUCUCCCAGACGUUUGUGCUCUCACCAACAUGCCGGCAGUGCCUGCGCUUUGUAAACAAUGCAAGAAAAGUGUGUGUUUUUUUAUUUUCCACUGUGAAUUUCAGUGUAAGACAAGCUCUCCUCCUCCCCCUUUAUCCAGUUUACUCAGCCCUGUACUUUUCAGUCAAGACCGGCUUUGAGUGGAAAUCUGCAGUGAGUUUAGGCCUCAGAUAGACGGGCUCCUGUGUGUCUGAGGAGUUUAUUUUCCCUGUGUUUUUAAAGUCACUUCCAAAGCCUCACCAGUGACCUCCAGAUGUCACGGUCGUCUGGCUAUUGUGGGAGGCCGACUGACGGACGUGGGCCCGUUGAGAGAAUGCGCUGGCCUCGUCGCCUGGAGCGAGAGCUGGCUGGGAGUCUUGGAGUGACAGGCUUACUGGCUGUCCCUUCCCUUAAAAGGAGCAGCACAUGGUGGGCCUGCAGGGUCGUCCCUCACCAACCAUUGCAGGCUCGAAAUGGGAUCCUCCUCUGAUGCAGCUCAGUGACUGGCUCUCAAGCUACAGGCGGCCUAUAAUUAUCCUCUUUUUCUUUUUUUCCCGGGGGAGGUACGUUCAGAACAGGGAACCGGGGAUGGGUAUGCGACCAGCAGCAGCCCUGCCACCUUACGUGUGUGGGAGCUGAAUCACUUCCUGUCCAGUGCCUGCUGGGACCACGCGGUGUUUGAACCCCUUUUGUGGUCAUGGGAAGACAGACACGGGGGAGUGUGACUGGUAUGUUAAGAGACAUGCCAGCUGUGGGAUAGCACUCCCCUUUCAGACUUGGAUUUUGAUUUAUCCUGGAAGCUACUGCUGGCCCCCCAGAAGUUCGUGACGGAGUUGCCCCUCCAAAUCUCUGACUUUCUAUUUGUAGCCCGAGCCUAUUAUUAGCUGUUAAUUUUGAACACUUGCAGUGUGGCAUUUCUAGCAGUUGGCCCGAGCUGUGACUUGAACUUGUCAUCUCUCCUGACAUCAUAGCAUCCAGGUUUGAGAGGAGAAAAGUUGCUCUUAACCUUCUUAUGUAAGUGGCAGCUGCUCUGUCUGCUCCCCCUCGCCCCUCAGUUGCUCAGAAACCCUCGCUUAUUCCUGCUGCUCAUCUCACUGUGGCCCGUGUUUAUCCCAGAUAACCAGGAACGCCUCUUAUCUGGCUGGCCCACAACUCGCGGCUGGGUAGAGAAUUGUUCGAGGAAGGUCAGCUCGGCCUAUUCUGCAUGUCACACCCGCAGGGUCAGGGCAUGUUCUGCUGGCUCAGCUGCUGAACUUUGGUAUGGGAACUGCCAUAGUCUUUUUAAUAACAAGUGAGGUGCCACACACUGUCUCACUCUGGACCAAAGUACUUUACAACCAGCAACUGAAGCAUUCAAGUGCCUUUUGGAGAGUGAUUAGCUUUUUAAAGGGUUUUUUUUAAUGGUGAUUGGGAGGGAAAGGGUUAAGCCAAUUAAUUUUUUCAGCCCCUUUAAAGCUUGUGAAACUUAGUAGAUACAAUAUUCAUCUCUGUUAAAUACCAGUUAAUGGGAGAAUACAUGCAUUUUUGCUUGGGGAGCAAAAUCAUUUUGGUUUGAAUUUGAAAUUUGAGUUCUUGGUAUUUUACUUUUAUUUUACCAUGUUUUUUUUCCCUUUGUUUCUUUUAGUUUCAGUCCCAAACUAUACUUUUCCUUGAAACCCAUCUGUCUAGUCAUUCCUCUCAUUCUUUUCCGCCAUUUCAUUUUAUUCCCUUUGUUGUCUAUUCCUGGAAAUGUUGGCCUUGUUGUCACUGGCAGCCACGUUGACUUCUGCCUCUGAAUUAAUUCAGAUUUUCUAAACACACGUGAUGAAUUAACACCCUUAUGGACUGCCUAGCAUUGUAGCUCCACCUGCUCCAAAGCAACCUGGCCAGCUUUGUCCUCAUCCAAACCAAAGCAAUACCUUAAGUGCCCUGAUGAGCCAUACUGUGGCACAACAGCUGGAGACCCCAUACUAACAGAAGCACUUUAAAGAGGCCUUGUUUUACUCUAAACCCAGCCACCUGAGAGGAAUGUCAAUGAGCUAUUGUGGUCAAUUGCUGGAGGGAAUUGAGCUGGUUCUCAGGGACAUAAUGUGUUUUUGAGAGCUUUGUUUUGUCCCUUUUUUAUUUUGGGAGGGUAAAUUGGUUUAAUCUGCCCCUGACAUUGAGACGUCCCCUUCUGAUACCAACCUUCAUUUUGUGCCUUUUUUCUUCUCUCUGUGUCAGUUGUAAGUGUUGACUCCUCUUCUUACCCAAACUAGUCGAGUAGAUGAAGGUUGAGGUAGCCAGCAGACUUCAACAUGCUGCAGCCUGACAGCAGCGCUGGGUUUUAUCUGUGCAUCCAUUGGCUGUGAAACCUUAUCAUCACUCAGUGGCAAGUCCUUCCCUAGUUUAGUGCUAACAUUUAUUACCACACUGUUAAUCCUAUAAUGAUCUUUGCUUUGUUUAAAGCCAGGGGACAAACAUUGAUGUAGUGCUAAAAUCCCUGUCAGGGAAUGACAGCCCUGAAUCACAAUCAUUCCCCGGUUUGUUUACCUUCUGUGAGUGAUGAUGACUUGGUUUGUCAGAGCUGGGAGCCACAUUGAAACCUGCAGCCCAGUUCUGCUGCUGCUGCUCGCGGGUGCAGGUUGAAGUCCGGCGAGCAGUGUGAGGACGAGUCUCUUCUCGGGCUUCUCGCUGACACCGCUCACUAAAAGUCGGUGCGAGUGUGCUGAAAGAAAAUGCAACAAACGAAAAACAUGUUGUAGACAGUCGGUGGUGAACGCAGCCUGGAAUGUAAAUCUUCUGCGUUUUGAGUCCACUCCACUUUCAGAUGUUUACGGUUAUUGUGGCUUUUUUUUCCUGACGACAGAAAAUAGUUAAUGAAAGCUUUGCCAGGGCUCACGCGAAAUCACUUCCUUCAUCAGGGUCGAUGUGUGUGUGUGUGUGUGUGUGUGUGUGUGUGUGUGUGUGUGUGUGUCGAUGUGUGAGCUUGUGAAGGACGAUGUGGGGAAAAAAACAGGAUGAAGUGUACUUUGCCUUUUUUAUUUUCUGGCCACACUUUUUUUCUGCUGUAAAUGUGUCAGUGUUAUUGAUCCUGUUGCUUCUCCCUCACCUUGCCUUUGGUUGUCCGACUUGUUCGGGCCGUUGUUCAUUAUUACAGCGUGUUUUUAUUUCUGACACCUGUAGAUGUAUUCUUUGCUGGAGGAGGUGCAGAGCAAGCUGUGGAUUAGAUAUUUAGUGGUUACGCUUGUCUGUAGUACAAGUCUUACACCAUAGAGAUGUGACGGGGCCCUCUGGAAGCUCUCCUACACCUUCUAUAUGGAGAGUUGUGAAUUGUUUUGCAGCAGAUCUGUGUUUACGUUAACGUGUGGAGGUGUGUGUGUGUUUGUUUGCAUGUGUGUAUGAAGGGAUGCCUGUGGCCAUACAAGUUUAAAAAGUGGGGAAAAAUAUGAAGUUUGUCGCACUAUAUAUUUUUUUGAAAUAGUUAAUGCAAAAGAGCUUUUUUGUCAGCUUUGUGAUUGUGACAAUGAGUUUGAUGGUUACAACCAUUAUACUAUUUCAUUUUUCAGCACUUUUACCUCACUCGAGUUUUUCCUUUGAAUGGAAAUGUACAUGUACAUCAGGAAAAUGUGUUUGAAGAGGAAAUAAUGAAUAAAGAUUAUUAAAUGCA